AUGUUGUCGGUCACGUCGCAGACGGUGAUAGCUGAGCGCACCUCCUACUCGUCUAUCGACGGCAGCGUUCUAUCAGACGGCAUCACGCGCAAGGAUGAGCUGACUGGCGAUGGAUCGCACGGCCUUUUCCAGACCUGGCUGGGAGAAGUCGUCGACCCCGAACCCUCUGCCAAUUCCAUACCCAGGACUGUCAGUAUGACGUGGACCGACCCAUGCGACACUGAGAGUUUCCUCCUGAAGCUCGUGUCACGAAACGCAGACGGCAGCACCUCUAUCUUCACAUCCGUACCCUGCUCCGCCGGAUCCAGCAACGAAAUUUGCAUGGUGGAGCUCGAAAUGUUUUUUCACGACGAAAGUGAGACUGAGGACACCACAAAAUCCUCUUCGUCAAGUUCCAGUUCGAAGGACCAGGGCUCUCGGAUGCUGAAGGAACGACGUGUGUCGACGACCUACACGGAGGAGGGGUCGCUUCGGUCGCAAGGCAUGUCAAGCGACCGCAGACUGCAGGGCACCACAGUGAUCGACGUCCUGAUCGUCUAUUCCCCGGAGGCCGCCUACGCACGGGGUAUCGCUGAGGCGCAGCUGUUGACCAGGAUUGUCGAGGGCAUGGUUACCUUAAACCAGGCCAUCACAAACUCAGGAAUCGCGGGUUUAGAGUAUCGUCUCGUCCAAGUGGCUGAGUUGCCGUACAGCCAGAUGGCGUACAUCCCUAGCGACGACAUCGACCUCAAGCCGGAGCUUGAUGCGUUGGCUGCGAACAGCAACGUGACUGAUCUACGCAACCAAUACCAAGGGGACCUGGUGCAGCUGGUCGGAUACUUCCCGGGAACGUGUGGACUAGGGUAUAUUUUCAACGGUGACGCCGCGUUCGGCUUCUCCCUCGUGGACUCAAACUGCUUCGACAAUUUCUCGCACACCCACGAGAUAGCUCACAACAUGGGGUGCUACCACGACAAAAACAACUCCGACACGCAGCACGCCUACCGCCAUGGGUGGCGGUACUGCGAGGGCGCCGAUCCCUACCGCACCAUCAUGUCGUACUACCACAACGGUUGCGGCGGAGACCCGACGAGUGAGGACGACCCCAUCGUGCCACGGGUAAACUACUUCUCCAAUCCGAACGUGACCUACCUCAACAAGUCCACGGGCACCGCAGCCGCAGACAACGCUCGGUGCAUCGAGGACAGCAUGGUGGCUGUGUCCGAGUUCAGAGAUGACGGAGACUUCGUCUGCUCCGAUGAUGGGGAUACGUGUACCGUAGAUUCUGACUGCUGCGUCGGAUUUUGCGGUUCUGCCGGGAUUUGCGCCACCGAACAAUGCGGAGGAGCGGGCGGAGACACGGCUACCAUCGAAGAUAUGGUCUGCGACCCCGAGAACAACGUCGACGAAUGCCAAUACGACGGGGGCGACUGCUGCGAAUGUGACUGCUCGAACCAGGUGUGCGACGAAGACAACACCUGCGUUACCCCGGCGUGGGACUGUGUAGUGGACGAAGCAUUGCCCGACAAUGGCGCUUACACCGUUCCCAGUGGGGAUUGUCCGUCGCUUUCAUUUGAUGAUUUCGACAAUUGUGACUACACCACUCAACCAUGCCUCUGCACCUGUCGAGAGAGCGACCCUGCCACCGCGCUCUGCGGUUCCGGAACAGGCUUCGAUUGCCUCGACCCGGCCUCGGACUGCGUCAAGGAGCCAACAGGGUGCGUGGACGAUGGCGACUGUACCCUUCCCGAGGAAUGCACCCUAGUGAAACUGGUGUGCGAGGUGCCCAUCCUCACGGACCCUACCGCUGGCGGCGACCCCCACAUGACCGGCUUCCACGGCCAGAAGUUCGACUUCACGGGCAACGACGGUCAGUGGUACUGCCUUAUCUCAGACCUGCCGUCCAUGCACCUUAACAUGCGUGUGACGGCGCCCGUCUCUUCCCGGCCGGACAUCACGUACAUCACCGGGCUCUCCCUCAUCACCACCGAUGGAGGUGGCCAAGAACACAGCAUCAUCAUUUCCGUCAAGGAUCCACACAACCUGGAUAGUGACUGCCCGCCCGGAGUGUCCCCCUGCCUUGCGGAUGGCUCGUUGAUCGUGGUGCUCGAUGGAAAUGAGACCCUGUUUGCCCCUGGUGCGGUUGAGCUUGCUCCAGACGUUAAGGUCUCUGCUGUCAACAUUCCCGGUGCCUGCCGAUCGUUCGGGUUCGAGAAGUACUGGGAGCGGAAGAAGCUCGAGUACGCGCAGGCUGGCGGCCGCGGGCUUCUAACAGAGCAAUCGAUGGGUGAAUGGAUACUUGGCGACCCCACCGCGACCAAUGUGGAGGAGUGUACGGAGUAUGUCGCCCGUCACGUGGCGGGAAGCGUGGAUGGUGACUUGUUCGCCCAUCAAUCCGAGCACACGUCUUUCCAGAUCGUCACACCGACCGCGGUUGUCCGCCUAAGCCACGGGAGACGCCACCAGAUCGCGGAGCUCGGGCUACCGGACCAUGUGACUUGGCAGAUGAAUCUGGCUGUCGAUCACAACGACGUGAGCUUGAGUGCGAAGGGGGUCCUCGGAGAGACGUUGAUUCCAACUCGUGCAGCCAGCGGGGAGUACGUCAUGCAUGGCAUGGAGGCCAUUCGCGGGACCGAGGAAGAUUACCACGUUGACGGUCCCUUGGGCCUUGGCUUCAAUUUGAGCUAGAGCACCUGGAACCCGCUUCGACGCCUUCAUCUUCAGGGCGGAAAGUCCCGUGUGCUCCACGGUCAACACGUAGACAACGUGGGGGGGGGCGUGGGCCUUGAUUUGAGUCUGAGGUGAAUUGCCGAGAGCCCACAUGGAGCAUCUACAUGACGAGAGCGUUAUACCUUUCCUGCUGGUGCGCAUCAGCAGCAGGCACGCAGACCAUCACCGUCGUCGUUUGACACCUUGAUUGUUUUCAAGAAGCUCGUUAUGGAUGGAGAGCCCAUUGGCGUGCACACAAGAGCAAGUCAGAUAUUCUUUGCCAAGUGAGUUUCGAUCUCAGACUAUCGCCACCACUGGGUUGGUGGGCGGGAUGUGCGACAUCCACACAGUCCCUACUGAAGGUAUGUAUCACUCCUGGAGUGGCAACAGGCUGUUUUUGCGUUGGGCUUUCCCCCGACCGUCUCAUUCUCGCUGCCGACUAUUUGGGGUUGGUGGUAGGGUUGGUACUCGGCGGGGGUCAGAGAUGGCUUAAGUUGUAGCCGAAGCAGGGAAAGUUUGAUUUUUGGUAAGAAGAGCCCUUACUUUUGUCCUUUGGAUUGGUUCCUCUUGGAUCGAGGCAAUCCUUUCGGUUGCUUCGAGAGUCACGGGUUGUGUGUCCCCAAAGCAAGCGAUUGGGAGUUGGCCAACACGUUCGUUCCUGACGUCGGUGCCGUGCGGGAUUGGAACGCGGUUAUAACUACGAAGACUCGACUAGAAGGCAAUAAAAUGUCAUGUCCUUUGCUUUCUGUAUUGCUUCUCGGGCUUCAUGCUGUAGUUCAUGAUACAUGUACCCCUUUACAAGUAGCUCC
Messenger RNA from Ectocarpus sp. CCAP 1310/34, 3497 nucleotides. Lineage: Eukaryota; Phaeophyceae; Ectocarpales; Ectocarpaceae. The record is from the annotation of a GenBank genome assembly.